Salvia splendens (bonfire salvia) is the source of this 815-nucleotide messenger RNA. RefSeq lists its product as uncharacterized. The transcript is spliced from 2 exons. Lineage: Eukaryota; Viridiplantae; Streptophyta; Magnoliopsida; Lamiales; Lamiaceae. The record is from RefSeq and is a predicted model, not a curated record. The coding region runs from base 103 to 552 and encodes 149 amino acids.
AGAAUACUCUACUUGUUAACAAUCUAGGUAGGUCCAACUUAGUGGCUUGUCAUAAUAACAAUAGCCUCCAUUAAUUAUGGUUAAAGUUUGUUAGCUGGAAUAAUGCAUUUAACUAGGCUUUUGACUACUGAAUUGCCCGUUUUAAACUUGGCAAACCUUGGAAUCAAAUCCACAUCCACAUCGUUUGGCGAAAAGGUGACGGAGGAGCUAUACAACGUUCAGAGGCUAAAUCGGCAAGCAUUUCCUCUCCCAGGAGACGACAUGGCCUCAAAUAUAGAAUCUGUCGAACACAGCCACCUGCAUGCCCCAAUGGAGCAGGGGCCGUGGCCUCCUCCUCGGAUUCACUCGAGCAACAGACCACAGUUAGUGGUGGCACUGCUGCCAAUAUGGAGACGGAGUGGGUCGAAGAGGAUGAGCCCGGCGUGUAUAUUACCAUCAGAGCUCUGCCUCAUGGUAGACGAGAGCUCAGACGUGUUCGUUUCAGGUUUGAUUUUGGAAUUGGAAACUGUUUACAAAUUACAGCCAGGAGAAAUUCGGAGAGACGCAUGCUAGAGUGUGGUGGGAACAGAAUAGAGCAAGAAUACACGAGCAGUAUUUAUGAUAAAGACAAUGGCGUAUGCAAGUGUUUUUUAUAUUAGUAAUACAUAUAGUGAGAAUUUUAUGUAAAACCUUUGUGCUCUAGUGGUAACUCGUUGACAAUGCCUUUCCGCUUCUCCGAGUUUGAAAAUCCCUUUAUAUUUUUAUUCUCCUUAUCUUAUUUUUUUAAUUAUGUUUGAAUUAUUUUUUAUUUCUAUGCUCAAUGUUCAUUUCUGUUA